CAUGCAUGCAUGUGUGGGUGUGUGUUUGUAGGUGUGUGUUUGUAGGUGUGUGUGUGUGUGUGAGUAGCACUGGUAGGCUCAGGGCUGGGAUUUCGGGUUAAAUAUUCAAAAUGGCGGACGGAGGAGCAGCGAGUCAAGAUGAGAGUUCAGGACCAGAUGCUAAAGUGAAUAAUCAGUCAGAAACUACUAAAUGUGCAAUGGAAAGUGGUGACGAGAACACCGGGAUCCAAAUCAAUGGAUUGGACUUUCAGAGGCAUACGGUGCCAACCACAAGUGCAAUCACUAAUGCACACGCACAAGCCCUCCUCCAACAGUUGACCCUGACCCCAGCGCAUCAGCAGUUGUUGAUUCAGCAGGCUCAGGCUCAGCUCCUGGCCGCCGCCGUGCAUUCAGCCAGCCAGCAGAACAACGGGGCCAGCAUCUCAGCCUCUGCAGCCACCCCCAUUACCCAGCUGCCCCUGUCGCAGCCCAUCCAGCUCGCUCCGCAGCUACAGCAGCAGAAUCUCAGUAUGCCACAGUUCCUUCUGCUGCAGCCUGGCCACCCGAUCGCUACGCCGCUGCAGUCCACUCAGUUCAUCAUCUCACAGACGCCGCAGACCCAACAGAGCAUAUUGCAAGCCCAGAGUCUUCUAACUCAACUACCUCAAAGCCAAGCUAACCUCCUGCCGACUCAACCAAGCAUCACCCUUGCACCUCAGCCUGCAACUCCAACCCGCACAACAGCUGCCACACCUAUUCAGACCCUGCCCCACAGUCAAUCACCACCCAAACGGUUGGACACCCCUACUCUGGAGGAGCCAAGCGAUCUGGAGGAACUGGAACAGUUUGCAAAGACCUUCAAACAGAGGCGUAUCAAACUGGGCUUCACACAGGGGGACGUUGGCCUGGCCAUGGGGAAACUGUACGGAAACGACUUCAGCCAAACGACCAUCUCUCGCUUUGAGGCCUUGAACCUGAGCUUUAAGAACAUGUGCAAACUGAAGCCACUGCUGGAGAAGUGGCUCAACGAUGCAGUUUGUGCAGAGAACCUGACAUCUGACCAGGCCCUGUCCAGUCCCAGCGCUCUGGGCUCCCCCAUGGGCAUCGAGGGCAUCAACCGCAGACGGAAGAAGAGGACCAGUAUCGAGACCAACAUCCGAGUGGCCUUAGAAAAGAGCUUUCUGGAGCAGAACCAAAAACCUACCUCUGAAGAGAUCACCAUGAUCGCCGACCAGCUCAACAUGGAGAAGGAGGUGAUCCGGGUCUGGUUCUGCAACCGCCGGCAGAAAGAAAAGAGGAUUAACCCCCCGAGCAGCGGCAACAGCGGAGGAGGCAACCCCAUCAAAACCAUCUUUACUCCCAGUAGCCCUUUGGUGGCCAGCACAGCAAGCCUUGUGAACAGUCCAACUAUUAACACACCCACCACUCUGACUGUAAGCACAGUGAUGCCUCUCACCAGCAACAGCGUCUCCAAUCUGUCUUUCACAGGCACAAACACGGCGUCCGUUAUCUCCACAGCACCCGUGGUCACCACCACAACCAGCUCCCCAUCUUUAAGCCCGUCGCCAACGACAAUUCAGUCCACACACACCACAGAGAGCAAGCUCGGCACCCAAUCACACACCAUCCUCAACCACGUCCCAACAUCACUAGCCACCACCUUAGGGACGAGCCAGGUGAUGGUGGCGUCUCCGGGGCUGUCUGCGGCGCUGCAGGGUGCUGCCCAGUUACAAACCAGUGCUAGCUUUGCCGCUAUGGCCGCUGCUGCUGCAGGGCUCAACCCGGGACUGAUGGCCUCCUCCCAGUUCGCUCCAGGGGGGGCCCUGCUUAAUCUGACUCCUGGUGGCCUCAUGAGUAACAGCACCCUGGCUACCAUUCAAGCUCUGGCAUCAGGCGGCGCAAUUCCCAUCACCUCUCUGGAUGGAAGUAACCUGCUCUUCGCCAACACUUCUGCCGGUAACACGCCCAACCUGGUGACCACGCCGCUCUUCCUGAACCCCCAGAACCUGUCGCUGCUCACCAGCAACCCCGUCAGCCUGGUGCAGGCCGGGGCAGGGGGGCUGCACGUCACCACCGACGCUCAUCAUCAAGCCACCACGGCCGCCGUGCCUGUGCAAGCCUCGACCAUAACCACUGCCUCCAAGGCUCAGUGAAGCCGGCCGGGGGCGGUCCGGCGUCCUGAAUGAACGCCCUGUUCCUUGCGUCGUGCACUACUCUUAUCACACCACGUAGGGAGCAGGGGAAUCUGUAGGCUUCACUAACCACCCCACGUUCUUUCCAUUGUAUCUAUCAUUAUUUAAUCCUUUCUGCUGCCACCAAAAAGAAAGCAGCCUCAGAUGAGGUUGUGUUUUUUUUUUUUUUUUUGGUUUGUUUCUUGUCUUUUAUUUUAUGAUCGAUGGAUGUUUUUUUUUGUUUUUGUUAUUUUCCACAAACAGUAGCCAGAUGGACUCUGUUGUUGGCCUGUUUUGCUCACGAACCUUGACAAGUGUCCAGGAAGGAAAAAAAUCUCCUCGGCACCAUCAAGCUUUUCACAUUUUGUACAUAUAUAUCCUCCUCUUUCCAGGUCAGAGUUUUCUCUGAAAUACUUCUAACCAAAAACUUUAGGAUUUUUCUCUUUUAACAUUCAAACUAAACUGAUUUUACUACGAAUUUUACAAUACUCAUCAUCACUAAUGGGGGUUUGUGUGUCGCCCCAUCUUUACUUAUCUCUUUUUAGUUUGUUUGUUUUGACAGGCCUUGACGUAAAUCAUAUCAAAUUUGUAUUGUAGAGACCUUUUUUCUUCAACUUUUGCUGUCUAUAUUUUUGACAUUCAGAACUUUGUAAGUCUAAUAUUAAGUUAAGAGUUAAAUAUCAAUUUUUAAUCGUGGUUAUAAGGCUUUAAAAACAAGUAAUAAGUGGCCGAUAUAAAGGUUAUCAUUGCUUUAAGAGCCGGAGGGACCAUUGGGUCUCUCUGAGUCUCUCUUUCUGGAAACACUGACUUUUACACUUUGCUGCAGUGGCUAAGUAUCCGAGCAGCUUUUGUAAAACGGCGGUCUGGGUGCGGAUCAUUGACACUGAUGGAAACUUACUGAAAACGUUGCAGUGAGAGCUUUAAAAAGAGCUGCAGGCAUGCAGUCCUGUGUCUGAUUGAGGGUGAUUUGUUUUGGAUGGUGGUCCAAUGGAUAACUGUAUAUUAUGUUUGGGUUCAGAGGUAGAAACUUAAAGUCUGCAUGUGUUGUCUUCAGCUCAGGCAGAUACUGAAGAGUUCAGUACCUGCGUGAUCCACGAGGCUCUGUGGCUGACCGGUCUGUUAAUGUGAGGACUCGUCAGUCGUCAUGGCCUUCAUACCAAAUGUUUGGUGGCUUUUGGCUCGGUGGGGUUGUCGUGUUGUGUUGUUUUCUUUUUUAAUAGUAGUACCGUCGUAUCUACUUGUGCACAGUAUCUGUACCAAAAAACUGGAUUGAUGAGCUGCAGUCUGCCUGUUUUGAAUGAACUUCUGUCUUUUCUUUUUCCUGUCUGCAGUCAUCUGACUGGCUUACGUACUUUAAGAUAUACCAAAAAUAUUUGUUAAAAUAAUUGCUGUGUAGUCGGUGUAGCUUAGUCUAGUCAACAUAUUUAUGAGUACAGAAUCUCACUUCAUCGUCAACAGUAUAUAGAAAUGCAAUAUUUUGAUGAUAAUUUCCAAAGAUGACCUUUUUUGUUGUUUUUUUGAAUUUGACAAAGUGUCUCAUGGCUCAGCUUUUCGAUUGGCAGCACAACUGACCAAAAAAAAAAAAAAGGGGGUUGUGGGGUUGGGCAUGAGACAGAAGUUUCUUUUUACUCUUUAUGAAUUGGUUUUUAAUACUGGGGCCUCGCCCCUAAUGCCUGAUCCUGGUUUUCUUUGGGCCAUUUGAUGGCUCCUUUUCCUUUCGACAGUUUCAGUAGCAGUUUUUGGCUUUUCUGAAGCAUAGUGGAAAGCUUCUGUUUUUUGGUUUUGUACUAAGAUUCAGCCAUAAAACAACAGCUUGAACCAAAGUGGAUUUCCUCAGUAGUUGCUGUGCCUGUUCCAGCACGGAAUAUGUGUACAAAUGACUCCACACUGCUGAUAAAUGAUUUUUAUUUUCUCCCACUUUCACGGUCAACACCUGAUAUUCCUGAUUUGGUGCUGCUGGAUGAGGAUUACACAAACUUAGCUUUAACAACCUGCUGCUGGUGCUCCUGGUGGAGCUGAGCUGUUGAGAGGCCUGCAUGCUUUCUUAUAGCUUUAUGACUACAUCCUGUGAAAAUCAGGGUUUGUAGUUCUUUUAGACCCUUCUGUGUGGAGGGCUCAUUUAUGUAAAUGCAUAGUUGAUCAUCAGAUAACAUGCUCCCGCUUCCUCUCUGCGCCACCAUUUUGAACCAGCAUGCUACGAAACAAUAUGCUGCUCCCCUAAAUCUGUCCGUGGACUCUGAAACCUGCCAAAUUAUCUCAGCCGACGCAGAGUCGGGCUAAGUGCUGUUAAUGUGCUUCACAUUCAGCUAAACCCCACAUAAAAGCAGCAGCGUUCUGCCGCUUGAAGAUAAAAAUGAAUUACAACACUGAGACUGUAAGCAGCAGAAUUUGUCCACGUCCUCCUCUUGUCUACUUCUUUUCUGUUGUUGAAUAAUUUUGACUGAAUAUACCUCAGCAGCACUUAAACAUAAGGUUCACUUUUAGACAUUUCUGUGUAUAGAACAGUGUAGAAUGUAUAAGUACUGUCUGGCUCGCCAUUCAAAGUUUAUACUGAAGAACCAUACAUAGGAAACAUACAGAAAAGGACAACCUACUACUGCUAUUUUCUAGUACUACUAUUUAUGGGGUAUUUCCAGGUUUAGAUAUUAUUUUGAGAUCCUUCUUGCCAAAGUAAAAGCCUUUCUCUUUGCAGCUAGGCGGGUGUCGGGCUGCUCAUGUUGCUGGUUUCCCUGUCUGUAAGGCCACGGCGGGCCUGUUCCUGUGCUGUCCGUACGCAGUCACUAAAGAGUCAAACGCGUGCUAGCAAGAUGAACCAGUAGCCCUCGGCACCAUAGGAUGUUACUGAAAUAUUUAUCUGAGGAAAGACUUAAGAAUUAGAGAACUGAUCUUUUCUUAAUUCUAUACAUAUAAAUAUAUAUAUAAACACUUGUAAGAUAUUCAUAUUUUAUAUUUGAACCAGUAUGUUAUCAAGACUGAAUGUAGUGUUUAUCAUGCUUACUCAAAACCCCCCUAAAUCUUCCUUUUUUUAUGAUUGCAAAAGAGCAAUUUUUGUUUAAAAAUGUCAAGACCAAAAAUAUGAGAGCAAACGUGAGACCACGCUUCGAAGGUGCGUGAGUCGCUGACACCUGUGAGGGUUUUCCUUUAUUUUUUUUAAACAGGAGAAUCUUGUUCUCCUGAAAUAUCUGAUCUUAACCUUUUCAUAGUUUUUUUUGUUGUGCUUUUUGGGUUGAGUCGUUGUGGACUUGAUUUGUUGUGCUGUCUUUAACAAUCAGUUGUUUUUUUUUAAAUAUUACUUUAUGCCUUUAACUGUUUUGUAUAGUGUGAGAGGGCAAGAUCACUGGCUUUCUUAGUUUUGACAAAAAAAGAUUAACAUUAUCAUUUAUGCCUUAUUGUUACGUAGAAGACAUGAGCAUUGUAGCAUUACUGUGUGUGUGUGUGCGUGUGUGUGAGAGAGGGCUUGAGCAUUGAGCUCACCUGGUACAUUGUUUCCACUGAAACAUUACAAUGUACUUUGGGCAUUUCAAGCGUGAUUAUGUUGCUACCUUUGUUUUUUUAGGUGUGACUCUGACAGGUGGAGGAUACCUGUGAAAAAAAGCUUUACUAAUAAUUCCAGCAGGUGUGUGUGUGAGUGAGUGUCUUAAAACGAAAGACUAGGGAGGGCAGUCUGCAAACCAUUAUGGUUUCCCCCAUCUUCCAGCCGAUAUUUAAAAGCGAUUUUAAAAAAAAGAAGAAAGAUGACUUAGAUUUCUCUUUGUCCAAUCAGGGGUCUGUAUUCGUAUACUCAAGUUUUAAAGCGAGCCAGUGAUGUUAAACACAGGAUAACUCUCUGUUCUAACUGAUGAUCUCUUUUGACACUGGCUUUGCUUUAAAGCUCAAGUAUCAUGAGAUUACACUGACAUUUUGUAAGAAUCUGCUUGUGGAUCAGCCAUCAAGUUGAUAGUAAGUUGACCCACCACACUGGUUUGCUGGUUUUGAAACGAUGACAAAGAUAGUGUGGAGUAACAGAAAGGCAAAAUGGAGCUGUUGUAUACCUCAUUUAUAACUCAAGAUUGAGUGAAACCUGCUUUAAUCUACUUAAGAAAUAAAAACAUUUAAAAAAAAAAUCUCAAAAAAGGUGAAAAUACACAAACUUGUGUCAGUGGAGAAGCCCGUUCAUACCUGUGCUUUGUGAAGGGUUGUGCAAAAAAGCUACCACAAGGGGGAGACAUGCUACAUACCAAUACUUAUGAAUGUCUGCUGUUUUUCUUUCACAGUUUGAGGUUUUAAUGCUGCACACUGAUUGGAUGGCAAUUCAAUGAUGUAACUUGAGUUAUUGUAUUUUUUCUCUCACUGUCAUUUAAAAGUUACUUUUUGUUUUGAGAAUAGGGCAUCCCUCAAUGUUUGAACACUUUAAGUUUGACAAUCCUUUUUUAUUGUUUUUGUUUUUUAUGACCAGGUCCUGGUAUGUUCAUGUCUUCCCCUCUUUGUCGCGUUGUCACAACCCGUUCUUGCUUUCCUGUGGUACCAACAUUAACCAAAGACUUAUAACUUGAUUGUAUACGAACGAAACCAUCUUCCCCUCGCCCGUCCCCGCCUCUGCCGCCCUCUGCUCAGCAUCAAAUCCCGGCUCGCACGCUCUCUCCCUCAACUUGUCUCUCAAAGCUUUUUAUUGCAUGUGAAUGUGUAUCCUGGAAAAAACAAAAAACAAAGAAAGACAAAAAAAUAUAAACAUGCUCCGGCAACCUGUCGGUGCUGCGGUUUCAGUGCCUGUGGGCGGGGACCAGAGAGGAGAGGGGGAGGGGUUUGAAACGAGGCUGAGCGGGCUUCUCUGACACACAUGAACCGAUCCGGUGGUAGCUGGGUGAUGUUUGUUAAUACACACUGUGGGUUAAUCCUGUGCACACUGUACCUGCUCAGGACUUGUGUAUGUUUGUCCAUUUUUGAGCGCUGUUGCUAGGAUGCCCAACCCUCCCUUUCCCUCUUUCUCCCUCUUUUCCUCUCUCAAAGACUGUGGUGAAAAUGCUCUUCCUGCCUCUCAUAACGAGUCUGUCUUCUCCUCUCAAUCUCUAGAGUCCUAAAACAUUACCCUGUUGUCUCCAGGAAUACACAUCCUGCAGUUGCUCAAACUCACUGCUGUCGUCCCCCCCCCCCACCCCCCCCCCCCCCCUCCCUCCUUCAUUCUCCUCUUUCCUUCAUCUCUUCACUACAGACUCUGAUCAGCUGUGACACUAUGCAUCAUGGUCCGUCUCUCUGCACGGACCGUGUCCCUCUGGCUCAGACCUCUGGCCAACGGGCUUCAGUGACACUUUGUUUAAAUGCUUUACUCCAAGUGUAGGUUGUAGGACCUCACAAGCGCUAUCCCAAAGCAAAAAUCCAAAUAUUUAACUUUUGACAAAUGCAGAUACCAAAGAUAUCUCUCUGUCCUGUGUCUCUCUCUUUGUUCCUCUCUUCCUCUCACCCUGCAGCAUGUGUAUUAAGAGACAAACCCAGCACUGGCUUUAGUCCUAGCCUCAGUAAUUCCAAAGCUUAGAUGUAUAUUUUGGUAUAUUUCUGAGAAAAACUUGCGUGAAAAAGCGUCUGUUUCUCGUUUGUUUGUUGUAAUCUCUUUUUUCUGUCACAGCAUGGAACUAAUUGCAGAACUGUCUUACUCUUGGUAGGUUAAAGAUAUAGUAUUUUUGUAUGUUUUUGGGUGUGUUGUGUGUGAUUAUCAGUUCACAGCCCAAGUGACCAUGGCUUUCAACAAGAGAAAUAAACAAAGGAAAAAAAACAAAACAAAAAACAAAAAAAAACAAGAAAAAGAAAAUGCCAACCAUGUACAUACUUUGUCUGUGUAUUUCAAGAAAUGCAUUCUGUAAACAUCUACUACUCAUGUUGUGGAAGCUUGGGCUCAUCUAAAGGAAUGUGUCCUUGUUUUUUUAUUUCCCUGUUAUCUUAUUCUGCAGUCUGAUAAAGAAAAUGUCUUUUCAGGACUCUAAUGUAUAGAGUCCUGGUAACCAUCAUGGACAGAAACACUGAGGGACACUGAUCCGACUACAAGUAAAAAAAAAAAAAACCAAACAAAAACAAUGCCACCAUCUAUGGCGGCAUAGAACUGAAAGAUUGUGUAGGAGUUUUAAGUAUGUGAAUCAGGAUACAUAGUAGAUUUUGAUGCAUUUGUCUGCUGUAUUUUUGUUUGUUUUGUUUUUAUACACAUAUAAAGAUAAUCUUUUACUGUUAAUGUACAGUUUUCUUUUGUUGUAAACAUCAUUAAACCAUUUUCCAAGUGUU
Messenger RNA from Notolabrus celidotus (New Zealand spotty), 8396 nucleotides. RefSeq names its product POU class 2 homeobox 1b (gene pou2f1b). The record is from RefSeq and is a predicted model, not a curated record. NCBI's taxonomy places the organism in Eukaryota, Metazoa, Chordata, Actinopteri, Labriformes, Labridae. Gene Ontology annotation, biological process: regulation of transcription by RNA polymerase II. Gene Ontology annotation, molecular function: RNA polymerase II cis-regulatory region sequence-specific DNA binding; DNA-binding transcription factor activity, RNA polymerase II-specific. Bases 111 to 2132 code for a protein of 673 amino acids. Gene Ontology annotation, cellular component: nucleus. The transcript has 14 exons.